Messenger RNA from Physcomitrium patens, 1792 nucleotides. Its product is annotated as putative low-specificity L-threonine aldolase 2. Gene Ontology annotation, cellular component: cytosol. Gene Ontology annotation, biological process: glycine biosynthetic process; L-threonine catabolic process. Lineage: Eukaryota; Viridiplantae; Streptophyta; Bryopsida; Funariales; Funariaceae. The record is from RefSeq and is a predicted model, not a curated record. Gene Ontology annotation, molecular function: L-allo-threonine aldolase activity.
CCAUGUUCCCCCCCUCUCAAAGCUGCCUUUUCCCUUCUAAGAAUCCUUCUCCUCCGUCCAUCGCCAUCAAUCAGUUGCCUCUCUCUCUCUCUCGUUCACCCCCACUCCCCUCUUGCAGCAUUGGCAACCAGCGCGCCAACGUCACCUUCUCUCGAUCAAUUCUUCGUGGAAAUCCACUCCCCGCUCUUCUUGAUUGAUGAGCAUUAGCAGUUUAAACAUGCAGUCGGUUUAAGGUUUCAGCACCGAGAAGUGCCCUGUCAUCGCUCUGUUUACACCGCUACCUUUCAAUUUAUUCAUUUCUUUUCCAAGGUUCUGUGUUACGAGAGGCGAUCCGAGCAAGGCGUAUCCUACAGGCACAUAUAUCUCAUAAUUUCCACAAGUAUCCCAAGGGUACGUAAAUAAGUCUGGUGUGAAUGGGAUCCCUUGGAGAUAGUAUUUCGAAUGGGGCUCGUCGCGUUGUAGAUUUUCGAUCAGAUACUGUGACGAAGCCAACGGCUGCAAUGCGAGCCGCUAUGGCUAAUGCGGAGGUAGACGACGAUAUUCUUGGAGUUGAUCCAACAAUGAAUGAACUACAAAAACAAGUUGCAACAGUUAUGGGGAAGGAAGCCGGUUUAUUCGUACCCUCUGGAACCAUGGGCAAUUUAAUUGCUGUUCUUGUGCACUGCGAGGUGAGAGGAAGUGAAGUUAUAAUUGGGGAGGAGAGCCACAUUAUGCACUAUGAGCAAGGUGGGAUUUCAACACUCGGCGGUGUGCAUCCGAGGACUGUUCCGAACAAUGCAGAUGGAACAUUUGAUCUUAAGAAAGUGGAAGCCGCUAUACGAUAUGAGCUUGAUGACCACUUUCCGAUCACCCGCCUAAUUUGUCUUGAGAAUACUCAGGCCAGAUGCGGAGGGAGGUGUCUCUCAGCUGAAUAUACAGACAAGUUCGGGGAGCUUGCCAAAUCAUACGGGCUGAAAUUGCAUAUUGAUGGUGCCCGCAUAUUCAAUGCUUCCAUCGCACUGGGGGUUACACCUGAAAGGUUGGUGCGAGCUGCCGACAGUGUUUCGGUGUGUCUUUCAAAAGGCUUGGCAACGCCGGUGGGCACAGUAUUGGUUGGCUCUAAGGAGUUCAUCACAAAGGCAAGGAGAUUGAGGAAAGCUUUAGGGGGAGGUAUGCGGCAGGUUGGUAUUUUGGCUGCUGCAGGAUUGGUUGCCAUGCGUGACAUGGUUGAUCGUCUCAAUGUUGAUCAUGCCAACGCAAAACUGAUGGCAGAGGGAUUGAAUGCCGUGAAAGGACUUCGUGUGGACAUGUCGAUUGUAGAGACCAACAUUGUGUAUGCGGAGGUGACGGAUGACUCUGUACUCACUCCAAAAGAGAUUGUUGAAGCCUGGAAGGAGUAUGGAGUGCUUGCAAUGACCUGGGGUCGGAACAUGAUACGGGUGUUGACCCACUACCAAAUCACAGAAGAUGACGUUCUUUUUGCCCUCAGUUUCUUCAAAACAACCUCUCUGCAGGCUGCCAACCACAAAUCUUCGACGUUAAGCCGAAAACGAACUGCUGCAGAGCUAGCUCCAGUUUACUAUUAGAAUUAGAGUAGAUAUACUAUAACUCGCGCUUGUAAAAAUACCCCAUAGAUUUGGAAUUGGACUAUCGGAAAUUGUUUGCUAUCAGUUGUUACACUAACCAAUCAGUACUUAAUGAUUGUGUACAUUGAUUAAAGAGUACAGAGAUUUCAGUACAGGUAUUUCGGUGGUGUUGAGAAACAUUUUGAUUUGUCAUUCUAUAAAAAAUUCAGUUCUUAGCUUUCGCAUCA